GUGUCAAGGAUGUUUCAAGAGAUGUGGUCGCUCACAGAAACAACCGAUCAAACACCAUCUAAAUAACAUUGCUCAUCGUUUAACCGGCAGCACUUCAUUGUUGCUUCACACGUUCUCAGAGCCAACCUGCUAUCCGUUCCUUUUCCCUUAUUCGGAAUGAUUCUCCUGUUUAUAGCAAGUUUGGCUCAUCAAGCCUAUCCUCUGUUUAUGAUAAUCGUUCUCAGCUCGUAUCUGAUGGCAUCCUUAGUAAAAGUGAUAGGCGACAUCUUCAACAAAGGCGGGAGAAAUCAACAACGGCCUGGCAGCCCAUUUCGUGCAGAUGAAAUCAUGUGGUUUGAAGUUUUAAAAAGAUGUGACAAUGCCUCGCUACUCCGUGCUGAACUGGCUUGUCGACUGUUUCGUCGAAUUUUGACGACUCCUCAAUUCUGGAUAGAAAAAUGCGAGUAUGAUGGCGUGACACUGCCUUCCUUCAGCUGGAGAAAAUACUUCCGUCAAGAAGCAGACAACACGGACGAUGCUGGGGAUCCACCAGAACAUCAUGAGUUCGACUACAAAAGAAUUUGUUUUCGUCGACCUUUCGAACGCAACCUUGCUAUUGCUCUCACUGCCUCCUGUACGCUGAAUAGUUUGAAAAAGAAGGGAAUGGUGUUCAGAUCAGGCGGUGACGGAAUCCGAAUUGAAAAUCCUCCUGAGUACUGUGAGCAAAAUGAGGUUCCUGUCUGUUUUGCAACCAGUUAUCAAUGGUGUAGUCGCUAUUUUGAGAUCGAUUUGAGCAGAGCAGGAGUGCAGGACUGGGUCAUGGACCUUAUUCGACCAGAAAUCACGGUUCGUGAACGUUGCGCCUGUAGAGAAGAUUGCGGGGCAGAGUAUGAGCUUCGCGUACAUCUCAUGAAAGACGAUGAAGUGUUCGAUGAAAAUGUAAUCUUGCCGCGUUUCCGUGUGGCCGAGCGAAGUUGGGGACAGUGGGAAGGAGGUAAAUGUUGGGAAACUGUUGAACAUGUGCUCAAGGAAUACCCAGCUGGAAUGAGGAAACUGGGAGUUUUUAGUCGUGGGAAAGACACACAGUUUUGGGCUGGACAUUACGGUUCCAAAUGCUGA
Molecule: messenger RNA, 1098 nt
Organism: Cylicocyclus nassatus
Lineage: Eukaryota; Metazoa; Nematoda; Chromadorea; Rhabditida; Strongylidae
Source: the annotation of a GenBank genome assembly